Messenger RNA from Ciona intestinalis (vase tunicate), 1847 nucleotides. Lineage: Eukaryota; Metazoa; Chordata; Ascidiacea; Phlebobranchia; Cionidae. The record is from RefSeq and is a predicted model, not a curated record.
UUGGCGCGUAGGUUACAUUUAUUUAUUCAAAUGGAAUGAUAAAACAGAAUGAAAACAUGGUCCAUCUUAACCCAACUAACUGUAUUAUCAAUUUUAAAAUACCUGUUUACUUUUUAAAUCGCACAAUUAGCGCUUAGCUAACGAUUAGUAAAAUUUACGAAUAUUAACUUUUUAAAGGUAAAACAAAAAGGGGCUGCAACAAUGCAUAUUAUAAACCCUUUAUCAAUAAUAGAACGUGCCGAUUCAAUAGAUCCCAGCUCUGCUGUAUAUCUUUGUGACGGACGACCCACCUCUCAUCUAUUAUUGCUUCGCUUGGUUGGUAACAGAAAGGGGAAUACCCGCAGAACGGGAUUUUUUUAGUUAUUUCCAGAUAUUUUGGUGCAUCGCGCGUGUUAUAGUUUUGUAAAAUCCUCAGCGACCAAAAUGGACGUUCUGUACCCAUCGUUGAUUAAUAUUGAAGGUCGUAUUUACUGUGAUUAUAAUUCAAGUCACGGACAUAAAGUUGAUGAGGAAUCAUUCGAUGACGUGUUGGAAGAAACCGAAGAUUACGAAACCAAUGACAAAAAUAUAACGACCCGGUCAAAUGGGAUGUUUGAAACAACCAUCAACACAGCAAGUGCAUUGUUUAAAUAUAUCAUCGGGACGAAGGGGGCAACGAAACGAACCUUGGAGUUUGAAACAAGAACGAGGAUUGAGAUCCCUCGGCGUGGCACGGAGGGGAACAUCGUGAUUUCCGGGAAAGAUAAAUCAGGUGUCGCGUCAGCCCGAAACAGAAUUGAACUUAUAGUUUCAGAGAAACGAUGGAAACAACAAUUUACACACUUUGUGUCGAUACCUCUGGUGAAUGAAGAGGUGAAAGAAUCGUUUCACGAGUUCGAGGAAGAUGUGAUGAUGAAGUUUUCAUCUUCGCGAGGGGUUUGUAGAAGUAUCUUCCAAAUCCCAACCAAACUUCAUCUUACGAUUUGUACCUUGACCCUGUUGAAUGAAAUAGAAGUUGAAAAAGCAAAGGAAGUGUUGAUGGAGUGUGGGGGAAGGGUGGUCGACGUUCUUGAAGGAACGUCGCUUAAUAUUGCAUUGAAAGGAUUGGAAUACAUGAACGAUGAUCCUGCCAAUGUAGAUGUUUUGUAUGGGAAGGUGCAGAGCUCUGAUGGAAGCGACAAGCUUCAAGCGAUCGCCAACCUCUUGGAUGAAACCUUCACGAACGCUGGAUUGUCAGAGAAGCAAUACGACCGAGUGAAGCUUCAUGCUACGUUACUAAACACCACAUUUCGUAAAGUAGAAUCAAGGCAAGCCACUAGAGGGGGCAGCAGGCAGAGAGAAUCAUUCGACGCGACCAAAAUCUUGGCUGCUUUUGGGAACUUUAACUUUGGGAAAGUAAAAGUUGACAAAAUACACAUGUCCGAACGAAUGACAACCGAUAAAAAUGGAUAUUACUUUCCAACUGCUACAAUCGCGUUGCCACAAUAGUGGAGGAGCUGAAAACACUGAUCGUUUGGUCAGCUACAAACAUGACACCCAAUAUGUAUGGGAGGAUUUUCACCCCAAACUUUCUAGUUUAAAAACCAAGAUCAUUUUCAGUGAUGUUUGAGAUAAAAAUCGUGUCAUAAAUGGGGAUGUUAACGUUUGUUUUAAAGUUCCAAGCUGUUUUAAUCAAAUUCUACAAACAAAGUAAUAAAAGUUGUUCAAAUUUAAUGACUUUUAUUUUUUAUCCUUAGUGACCUUCUGACAGUUUUUUCACGUUUCACAACAUUUUCAACUUCCAUGUUUUCCUUUUGUUCGGACUCUACAUAAUCGUACACCUGAUCAUCCGUCGUCACACGAACUUUAUUAAACAUAACUUCCUUCUC